UCUGUUGUCUAGAGCUAGGUCUAGGUCUUCCCUCCAUUGGCAAUGUGCGGAGAUGCGUAGACAGUAGACCUAGCCAUACCUCUGGAAGCCUGUUCCGGACACGGCCUAUGUCAUAGGCACGAGAGAGACUUGGUUUGAAAGUACCCGGAAAUAGAGGAGUGCCAAGUUCCUACCACUCAUGUUGAAGAUUUCCUUGUUUUGGGAGCUGGUAUACGCUGUAUGUGAACUGCGAAAGUAUUGUGUCAUAUACAUGUACUUGUAACAAAAUAUGGACGACAUCAGUCAAGCACACAUGAAUACCCCUUCUGCAUGGAGUUUUGGAGGUAUCAUGGACAACGGAUGCGUUAAACAGAUUCAGCGUCAUAUUUUGAUUGGAUGAGCUUGACAGCCACAACUAAUACUACCUUAGCUUGGGAAACCUCAUGGAUAAAACACGGGACCCUGCUCAAGUCAGAGAUGCCAUACUUAAAGUGUUCAGAGCAAUGACAAGGUCUCCCAAAGGUGGACCUGCCAUUGUCGUUGGACGCAAGACUCCUACCAUCUCCAAAACAGGAGGAGUAAAAACAGCCACAGAAACCUUUCAUAAGUACCAACUGUAUGACAGCGAUGAUGUGAUGAUAAGCGACGGCAUGUGCACCCCGGAGAAACAAAUACCCAAGCCCAAGAAAGAUGACCUAAUGCCCGAGAAAGUAGCAAAACCCUUGGACAACGAAACGAGAAAAGACUAUCAUUGGCCGCGCACUUCCACUGUCAAAACUCAUCAGAAGGAAAAGAGGCGGAAAUCCCGAGCCGAGAGGAGUCGCAAAGCUCGUCAGAAACAGCAGCAGGUUGAUCCACAUGAGAGAGCAGAAUUUAGGAAACAUGUCAAGAAAGCCAAGGAAAUAUCUUCGCAUUCUCGCAUUGACAAGGCUCUGCAGGACCCACAGCCAUUCUCAGUCAUAACCCAGAGCAGGGUCACAAGACCAGUUGGAAUUUACAACAAAGGCAAGAAAUCUGACAAAGUUUAUCGAGCAGCUCCGAUCCACGUCCCUGACCGCGUCAAGGAAGCCGUGGAGAAAGGUCUCAAGGAAAUCCUGAGCACCUCACCGACCAGCUCCCUCCCCCAUGCCCCUAGCUAUGACUCCCUGCUGGCUGAUAGGGGUGGCACCCCUGCAUGUAACACAGAGAAAAGGUGUCCUGCACUGGCUAUCAGAUCAGUAACAAGGUCUCGCUGUUCAAUAUAUGCCAAUGAAGAUCUAGUUUCGGACACAGGAACAGAGGAAUUGCCGAAGGAUCCACCAUUCGUAGAGAUUGCCACAGAUCUAAUGGCAAGCCUGGAUGUGAAGAUGAUAUUCCCAGAUCGAGAUUACUGUGAAGAAGUGCAAGAGGAUUUGCUGAAGAUCAUGAAGCAACACAGGGUCAGUGAAGGUGGUGAUUGCAGCAAAACCAGCUCAUAUACAUCAGGGAUAGACGUUCUUCUGGCAAGACGUGCAGAAAAAUAUGAUACGAAAUCAUCACAGACUCAUAAAUUAAUGAAUGACACUCCACCUCAUGAAGUGUCACAGACAUAUGUUUCUGAAAGCCACCAUGAGAUGAUGUCAGGACCACACCCUGAAUUGCACAAAGGACCACACCCUGGACCACACCCUGAACCACACCCUGGAGAUGCAGUGUAUUCCUUAAUACACAGCCUCGCAGAGCAUGGAUCACAGCCAGAAUUGUACCAAAGACCACACCCAGAACCACGCCCAGGGUUACACCCAGGGCCACACCCUGGCCACACAGUUUAUUCCUUUUCUCAAGAGAGUAAGAGUCUGGACCCAAGACAUCUUCAGCCCCAGAUGGACGGUACAAGGUUGCACUUACCUGCUUCAUCUGUGGAGCCAGUGAGCUAUCACACCUUUGUACCGGAAGAGCACAGAUCGGAGAAGCCACUUCACACCAUCACAGACAAUGGGCUUGAGUUCUUGAGGAGAGCUGAGGAGAUAAGCGAGUUGAGGGAAAGAACAGCUGAGGAGAGACUAGCCAAUGAGAAACUAGCCAGUGGGCAUGCUCACGACCAACAUGACUUGGAGAAUAACCAUGCAAGGGCAUAUCAACAUGUGGAAAACUCCUCCAGUGACAUCCUAGAUCUGAUCACUACGUCCCAUCAAUCUCUUGGUGCUCAACCACAUCUGCAAGACUCCGUCUUCCGAUUCAACCACUCCUAUUCCCAGGACCAAGCCCAGAGGCCGAGAUACGACCCAGCUCCGAGUCAUCACCCCGAUGACUGCUUAUACCUUACUUCCAGGAAUUGCUUUCAGGACGACUUUGACUGGGUUGCCAAACCAGACCGUCUGCCAACAAACAAACUGUUUCUACCAGAGGAUUUCCGAGCGCACGAUUAUUCACGACCUGGAAAGGAGCAUUUGUGGCAGGGGUGGAACAGCCAGUUGAAGAGGGGCAGGGAUUCUGGGGAUGACUCACCGAUCUGGUACCCUACAUAUAUAUCACCCCAUCAGAAGCCAAGAAUGGAAUCACCCAGCCCACCCAAGCAAUACCCACAAAGGAUGUACUAAAAGAACGAUUCAGAUACAGUAGAGAAGGUAACAAGAGCCAAAGUAAGUUUGUGACAUUUAUCCUUUUGAUAAAAACACACUUUAAUAUUCUAUUUUCAUUUUUAGAAAAUGUCAUUUGUUUAUUUCAAAGAGGGUUUGUUCAUCUUCUGAAAUUGUAGCAGUCCACAGAGGUUAUUUACAGUUUCAGGUUCACUUCUGUUUGUUUACGAUUUUAUUUACAAAUGUCAAAUUAGAACUACCUGCCGCAUUUUAAGCACUUGGACAAACCAAUAAAUUAUUCACAUUGAACAUGAUUUGUCUUGGGAAAGGAAAAGUUAACGGACAAAAAAUACACUCAAAAGAGAACUGUUUGGAUGUACAAAAAUACACAGCAUAUGAUUACAAAAUAAAUAGGACAGAAAUAAGGCUUUUCUUUUGGUAUAAUUUUGAAGAAAAAUCGUGCAGAAUUCAUUUUCUUAAAAGCUGCCCAACUGACUAGCAUUGCAACUUUAGCAUUUCUCUGCAAGUUGAAAUGUGAUUUUGCCCACGGAGUUGGGACUUGCUCCAUCAAAUGCCGAACCAAGCAUAGAAAGUCAACUUCAUUGUAGAAAUGAGCAUGAUUACAGCUGAGCAAUAAUACGGAGGUUGGUGAGAGGAAAUGACAAAAUAUGCAAUACAUCGAUUGUUUAGCAUGAUUUUCAACCACAUCUAUAACCAAAGUUUUUAAAUUUAAUAGUGCAUUUGCUUCCUGUUUUUGAUUGAGCAAGUCUCCUUUUUCCUGGUAUGCAGCUGUGCGGAUUUUGACAACAGCAAGGUUACGAGGCUGGAACAUAAUAGUAUGCAGAGCAAGUAUCUAUGGGUCGAUCUGCGGAAUACAGAUUACUGUAUGUGCUAAAAGAUCAUGACACUGUUGACAUAUAUGUGCCAUAUACGAGGCUGAAGAAACAGGGGAUUGGAGAGAAUUUAGCACUUGAAGAAACGUGUCUGUAGUUGGCAUG
Molecule: messenger RNA, 3514 nt
Organism: Acanthaster planci (crown-of-thorns starfish)
Lineage: Eukaryota; Metazoa; Echinodermata; Asteroidea; Valvatida; Acanthasteridae
Source: RefSeq, a predicted model, not a curated record